Neolamprologus brichardi is the source of this 1884-nucleotide messenger RNA. Its product is annotated as butyrophilin subfamily 3 member A2-like. The record is from RefSeq and is a predicted model, not a curated record. Gene Ontology annotation, biological process: regulation of cytokine production; T cell receptor signaling pathway. Lineage: Eukaryota; Metazoa; Chordata; Actinopteri; Cichliformes; Cichlidae. Gene Ontology annotation, cellular component: external side of plasma membrane. Gene Ontology annotation, molecular function: signaling receptor binding.
UCUACAAUGUUUUGCCUGAAGGAUGGACGUUGCUGUAAAAUGCCACUUGGGGCCAUCUGUGUCUUCCUUUUUCAUCACUUUAUUUUUUUCUUUCACUUAGCACAGUUUUGUGGAGGUGUGUCUCGGGUGGUUGGUCCAUCUGAGCCAGUUGUGGCAAUAGUUGGUGAUGACACUGUGUUACCAUGCCAUCUGGAUCCUGCUGUGAAUGCUGCUGAUAUGACAGUAGAGUGGACACGAUCUGACCUCACACCCAGAUUUGUGCAUGUUUGGCGUGACGGCGUGGAGCUCGUGAAUAAAAAAAAUGUAGCCUACAUGGAAAGAACAUCACUACCCAUUAACAACCUGAAGCUCGGAGACAUUUCACUAAAACUCUCCAAAGUGAAACUGUCAGAUAGGGGAUCAUACAAAUGCUUCAGUCCUGCGCUUAGUGGACAAGCCAGUGUUGAGCUUGUUGUUGGUGUAGUUUCAUCACUUAUCAUCACUGUAAUGAGGAACAGUGAGGACAGCAGUAAAGUGGUGUUACAGUGUGAGUCUGCAGGCUGGUAUCCAGAGCCUGAGCUGCUGUGGUUGGACGGUGAGGGAAACCUCCUCUCUGCUGGACCUACAGAGACCCUCAGAGGUCCUGAUGACCUCUAUAGUGUCAGCAGCAGAGUGACUGUGGAGAAGAGACACAGCAACAACAUCACCUGCAGAGUCCAACAGAGGAACACCAACCAGAGCAGAGAGACACAUAUACAUGUUCCAGGUGAUUUAUUUAACCCCUCAUGUAGUUCUGCGGCUCACAUCACCAUUGCUGUUGUUGUGACAGUCUUGCUAAUUCUUGCAGUUGUCUUAGUUGUGUGGAAAUAUCGUUCUAAACGCCAAGGAAGAAACCUCACAAGAACGUCCUCUGAUCACAGUGACCUUCAGCUCGACACUGAGGAGAAAGGAGAAACAAAGCAUCUCACCCAAGACAGUGUUGACACUGUUGACAUAAAUACAAAACAAGAAAAUCUUGAGGCUCAAAAAGAAAAAAAAGCAGUAGACAAAUUUCAUUUGUUAAUGGCGGUUCAAUUAUUAAUGAAUCAUAAAUUUAAUUUAGAAGAAGAUAUUGAUGAACUUACUCCAAAAGUGAAGGAGCUAGAGAAACAGCAAGAUAAAAAUCCGAGUCAACUGGUAACAAAUAUGCGACCAACAGAACGAAGUAAGAUAAAGUCUGCAAAAAUAAAUCAAGAUGAGGAAACAAAAACUGAUCUUAAAUCAAUGAAGCAAGCUCUUGAUAAUAAAAUACAAGAAAAGGAAUCAGUAUUGUAUGCGGUUCAGGUAAUGACAGAGAAGAAGGAAGAAUUAGAAAAGACUUUAGAAACAAUUCUUGAACAGUUGGAGAAAAUAAAGAACAGAGAUGAAGUUCAAAUGUAACUCCAAUUAGGCAGUUCAGAGGCAUAAAAUAAAGCCUAAAACAGUCACUUUAUUCAUUUAAUGAAGAGUCUCUAACAUUGACACCACUACAGGACAGAGUUCAUAAAUAAAACAACAUCAACAGCAGCAGCUGAAGUAAAGAGAAGAUGACUUUUAUUUCUUCCGCAGAAGAGACCCUGUCAUCACCAGAUAAACACAGUAGAAGGCAUUGGUUGAGUUGCUCCACUCACACAAUGUUUAAAAUAACUCAGUGACCUCUAGUGGCCAUAAGAUUUAUGGCAACAGUAUAUGAGUAGAUACCAAUGCAAGAUAGAGUUGCCUGUGUCAAGGAAAUGACAUAUUUGUGUGGCUUUUUUCUUUUCUUACUGGUAAUGACAACCCAAUACUGGUGAUGUCCUUAAUAUAAACUGAAUAUUAGUGCAUUUUGGUGCCAUGUACCAGUUCAUACAUUCACAUUCUACAUCACAGUUUCUAAAUCUAUUUGUU